AUGCCAUCCUCAGGGCGGUCAGGAGCAACACAGUUAGCGCUGUAAAGCCUAUCUUCAAGGGUUGCACCUUCCACUCGGGAUGGCUAUCCAUCAGUUGCAGAGAUGCUGCGACCGCGGGGUGGAUACGGAACACUGUUCCAAAGCUGGCACCAUGGAAGGGGGCGAAGAUGAAAGUGGUCGAGGAGGCAGAAACACCUCGCCGCAUCAUUCUUGUGGGACUCUUCCCGGAGCUGGACAGCUCUGCCAGUGAGGAUGCGCUCAGUCUGCUUCAGGCACAGAAUGACGGCCUGAGAAUUCCGGACUGGCGCAUUCUGAAUCGAGUACGCAGGUCAACAAUGGCGGAAAUCACCAUUGCAGUUGACCCGCUAUCAGCGGACACGCUAAAGCACCGCGGGAACGUGGUAAACUAUGGCUUUGGCGUAGUAAAACUUAGGGAGAAAGCCAAACCGUCGAUGCCCGUGGUAGACAAAGAUGCCGCCGACACCGAAUACCCUAACUCGGAGGAGCAACCUUGCUGCUCCAAAGACGUCAUCGUAGCUCCCAGGCAGCUACCCAAUGACACGCAAGUGCAGCAGAAGUCAUCGGAGGUUGGCACAGAGCUACACGUAGCAUACAAAGCUCCAACAACGCCUCCGAAAACAGCAACAACAACAUGCCCGACCCUACAACAGGUGCUGGAAGAAGCCCAAAAAAGCGUCGGACCCAUCGCAUCCCCAAAGCCUGCAAAACGGCCACCACUACAUGGCAGCUCCAAAGCGGCUAUGUCCAGCCGCAAAGGCAAGGGAGAUGCAAGGACGGCCGAAGAAGCGGUCUUGCUGAAGGGCAACAGGGGGAAGAAGGUGGAUGCUCGCGGCCGAAAUGACCGCAAGUAAUGGCACCUCACCCCAAAAACUCCACAAAUCUGAGGCACAUUAAAUGCCUCCAAGUGAACCUUCACCACGCGAAAGCAGCAUCAGAUGUUUUACAUAGGAGGUUCACAAACGAAGGCUUAGGUGUAGCCUUCAUCCAGGAACCCUGGAUAUUAAGAGGUGACGUCAAAGGCCUUAAUAUAAAGGACGUUCAUUACGGCAGAUCUCGUUGCGGUAUGGGCCAAAAUUCCUACUCCUAGG
Molecule: messenger RNA, 1109 nt
Organism: Rhagoletis pomonella (apple maggot)
Lineage: Eukaryota; Metazoa; Arthropoda; Insecta; Diptera; Tephritidae
Exons: 2
Coding region: 168-872 (234 amino acids)
Source: RefSeq, a predicted model, not a curated record